Rotaria socialis is the source of this 402-nucleotide messenger RNA. The record is from the annotation of a GenBank genome assembly. Lineage: Eukaryota; Metazoa; Rotifera; Eurotatoria; Philodinida; Philodinidae.
AUGACGAAUCAAUACGACGAUAAAGACGAUGAUCUAUCAGUUAAUGUCGUUGAACCUGAUGAAAACGAAUGGAAACGAUUCAUAGAUGAAAUGAAAUAUGUACGUGCCUUAGAAUAUGUUCUUCAAAAUGCACCAGUUCGUGCUAAAGAUCCUGAAAAAAAAAAAAAAGCUGCUUCUAUGGCAUUAUCAACAAUGAUGAAAAUUAAAACAAAUGAAAUAUCACAAGCUGUGAAUUCAAUUCCAGUACCAUUACGUGAUACAUUAAUGAAAUAUGUUUAUAAAGGUUUCGAAAGUACAAAAGAUUAUUCCAGUAGUGCUCUAUUAGUAUGGCAUGAAAAGGUUCUUGCAGCAACUGGACUCGGAUCGAUUGUACGCGUUUUAACGGAUCGAAGGACUGUGUAG